GAGUUGAAAUCAACUUACCACAUACAGAUUAACAAAAAUCAUACACACACAACUAAUUUAAGCAAUAUAAUAUAAUACCACCAGGGCUAGAAGUCGGGGCAUAAAUUUUGAAUUAAGCUGAAUCAUAAUAGCAUAACCUGGAGAAAUGCCUUUGCUUUUGUUUGUUGGCUAUCAUAUUACCACAAAGAGGAAGAUUAAGUGUGUGUUUCUCCUUAAAUUGUGCAGGUACAAACUAGGUUUCUGUCCAAAUGGUCCUAACUGCCAAUACAGGCAUGCAAAGUAGUCCGGUCCUCCACUUUACAGAAGAUUCAGCAGUUAAAUUCUUAUCAUUAUAAUAAAUAUCAACAAAGGAAUUCUGGCUUUAACCAACAAACACAUAAGCCUCAGGCACUGCAAGGCCCCAACACUGUCAACCAAGGAGCUGUUGGAAAACCUUCAACAUCAGAAUCUGCUAACGUGCAGCAGCAGCAUCAAGUUCAGCAACCCCAAAAACAGGUCAGCUAGAACCAGAUGCAAACUGCUCCUGCUGGCCAGCCUAAACAACCAAAUAGAACUGCUACCCCUUUGCCUCCAAGAAUAUCUAGGUGUGUUCUGAGACCUGAGGUCUUUAACUGGGUUUUGUAAAUCAUUCAUUGUAUUUUAUCUAAAUAUAGUUAUCAGAUGUUUGUUAUUCAGCAAUAAUUGCUCAGAGGAGUUCUGUCGUUGUUCAUGUAGGUACUUGUGGUUAUUCUACAUGUUUAAUCUGUUUAUGCUGUAUGUUGGGAUAUUUGAUAAUUUGACAUUAAUUCACACUUCUUUUUGAUGAUAUUCUUACUCUCCAUUCAAUUUUUUGUUUACACUGAAAUCUUAAGAGAAGGUGAAUAGUUGUGCUGUCUCUGCUAAGAUUUGGCUUAGAUAUUGCAGUUAAAAGACUGAAAUAAAUGAAACGCUUUUCUGCUUCUUUCCCCCUUAGCUAUAUAUAGAGAAGAGAAGGUAUUGUAUACUUGAUUUUAUUUUUUUUGCCUUGAAGCUUCAGAUGGUACAAAGAAUUAUUCCUGGAGAAGGAUUUCUUGUACACCUUAUGUGUGUCAGGGAAAUUUGAAAAAGCAUCUUGAAUGAACGUUAAAAUACUAG
Molecule: messenger RNA, 1113 nt
Organism: Rubroshorea leprosula
Lineage: Eukaryota; Viridiplantae; Streptophyta; Magnoliopsida; Malvales; Dipterocarpaceae
Source: the annotation of a GenBank genome assembly